Messenger RNA from Cyprinodon tularosa, 3109 nucleotides. It is a transcript of the gene htr7c, whose product is annotated as 5-hydroxytryptamine (serotonin) receptor 7c. Gene Ontology annotation, cellular component: dendrite; plasma membrane. NCBI's taxonomy places the organism in Eukaryota, Metazoa, Chordata, Actinopteri, Cyprinodontiformes, Cyprinodontidae. Gene Ontology annotation, molecular function: G protein-coupled serotonin receptor activity; neurotransmitter receptor activity. Gene Ontology annotation, biological process: circadian rhythm; G protein-coupled receptor signaling pathway, coupled to cyclic nucleotide second messenger; vasoconstriction. The transcript has 2 exons. The coding region runs from base 439 to 1653 and encodes 404 amino acids. The record is from RefSeq and is a predicted model, not a curated record.
GCCAGCCCUGUGGAUCACAGUGGAAGCGCUGCUGUGACAGGCUGUCUGUGCGCUCUAACCGAUGCGUCACACGGAUAGGUGCGGUUUGCGCAGCGCAACUCUCCACACUGUGCGUGUUUGCUGAAGUGACGUGGUGGAAAGCUGAACACUUUCCUCAAGCAAGCAUAUUGAGAUUUUUUUCUUUUUACUUUUUAGUUAAUCUCCAUAAUUUCAGGGUUUCUUUUUCCCCCUCGAUUUUUGGUCUUCUUGUCGCUAAAAGCUACAGAAGUUCAAGGAACGGACCAGCACUUUCACAUCUGAUGAGGUGAGGCUGAAAAGGUUUCCACCUAACACCGCCCGGCAGUGACCAGGACAGGGUUACACAAAUCCAAAUAUGCGCGUAAUUGGAGCGCGCUGGCGAGGCGUCCCUUGCUCCCCUGGCCGGAAAACAUCAUUGUCAUGAUGUUCAAUACUUCGGGAAUUGAGCCCACUUUUAACAAGAAAGAGGAUAUUUCCGAAGUUAUCAAUGGCACUCUGUUUCUGGUCAGCAACGUGCCGGUCACCACCAUCAGCAACCCCACAGCCAAGUGGAACGAGUCAUGCGGGGAGCAGCUGCUGGAUUUCGGGCGCCCGGAGAAGAUCAUUAUCGGGGUCAUGCUGGCGAUGAUCACGGCGGUGACCGUGAUGGGAAACACGCUGGUGGUGAUUGCGGUGUGCGUGGUGAAGAAACUUAGGCAGCCAUCAAACUACCUGCUGGUGUCCCUUGCGGUGGCGGACCUGUCAGUGGCCAUAGUUGUGAUGCCGUUCGUCAUAGUGACGGACCUCACCGGCGGCAAGUGGCUCUUCGGGGACUUGUUCUGCAACAUCUUCAUCGGCAUGGAUGUAAUGUGCUGCACUGCCUCCAUCAUGACCCUGUGUGUGAUCAGCGUUGAUAGAUAUCUUGGGAUCACACGGCCUCUCACCUACCCAGCACGUCAGAAUGGUCAGCUGAUGGCUAAGAUGAUCCUGGGAGUGUGGCUGGUGUCAGCAUCCAUCACCCUGCCACCUUUCUGUGGAUGGGCCAAAAACGUCCACACGGCUGGCGUGUGCCUCAUUAGCCAAGACUUUGGUUACACCAUCUACUCUACAGCAGUAGCCUUUUACAUCCCUAUGCUGGUAAUGCUCUUCAUGUAUUACAAGAUUUUCAGAGCAGCUCGGAAGAGCGGAGCCAAGCACCGCUUCACAGACUUGUCACGGCGCGAACGCCUUGAAACGGUCGCUAACGAGGCACUCCGCAUGCAGGGCCUUAAGCCACCCGGCGUGGCGGAGGAGUGCGCCGCCUUGUCUCGCCUGCUGAACCGCGAGCGGAAAAACAUCUCCAUCUUCAAACGGGAGCAGAAAGCAGCCACUACACUCGGGGUGAUCGUGGGUGUCUUUGCUGUGUGCUGGCUGCCAUUCUUCAUCCUGACCACUGCCAGGCCGUUUAUCUGUGGGGUGGAGUGCAGCUGUGUGCCCAUCUGGCUGGAACGCACUCUGCUCUGGUUGGGGUAUGCCAACUCGCUGAUGAACCCCUUUAUCUACGCCUUCUUCAACCGAGACCUGCGCUCCACCUACCGUGACCUCCUCCGCUGCCGCUAUCGCAAUAUCAACCGUCGGCUGUCUGCUGUGGGGGUGCACGAGGCUCUUAAGGUGUAAACCUGGAAGAAUAACCAGCAUAAAAUGUGGCAGAAGGUGUUUCUGUUUUUAAAAUGUGUUUAUUGUCUGCGCACACAGCAGACCUGUAGAUAAGGCACAGACUAAUGAUGGAAACUCUUUCUUGGUUGUUCUUAAGCCCCUCUAUGAAGCCAUGGAGACAGCAGGAUUACUUCAGUUUGCAGAUGAUUCAGUCAUUCUAUUUAAAGAAAAAAACAACAGCAUUGUGCCUCCUUGAUGGGCCACUUAUACUGAAGCUGCUUUUGUGCACAUGCCACAAUUACAUCCUAGCUCCUGAUUUAUGGUGUGAUAUUACAGCAACAAAAAGAAAUGACAUGUAAACAAAAACAAUUACCCUGGGGCUUUCAGCUAGAACAAAAAAUCAAUUAAAAAGAUUUCUGUACAUAAAAUAAAGUGGUGUUUUAGAGGGAAGAGUUUUUGUUUUGUGGCACAGUGUCUUUGAGUCAUUCUCUUUUCUACAUGGGUGUUAUAAAAUCCACCAUAAAGAGACAUUUCCUGUUCUUAUAAUGGAAGAGUUCAUUACUCUUAAACACACAAAUGGAUUUCUGUAAAAUAUCUAUGUGAAAAUUUUUUUCUCACAUUUCAUUGUCCUCAUCAACCAAAACCUACAUUUGGAAAAGAGCCAUCUUCAAAAACUGUUUUAAUGGUUUAGCCAAACAUAAAACUACACGCUUCAACUCCUUCAUUACUGUAUGUGUCAAGAACCUAAAGACUGUACGGGGGGUGGGGGGUUCCUACUCUGGUCACUUUACCUUGAUCGGUCUCAUUCCACAGUAGCUCCUGACCUUUUCACUUGAACAAUUGCUCUGUUCCUGAGACUCUUGUUUUUCACUGGUUGUCAACAAUGUUUCCAUUCUUGUUUUGAAGUCAGGAUGCGGUCAUUUCCCUGCUGACUAAGCUCCCAUUUUAAACUCUGCUGUGACCUGUACAGUAUAAACCCUUGUCAAAUAUCACCAUUGAACAGUGUGUGGCUUUCUCUACCUCAAUUCUUUAAAAAUACUGUACAUUUCUUUUUCAAAACAUAAGUACUGCUGUUUUAUUUUUUGACUGACUGAUAUUUUCUACUAUGUAAAUUAUUCUGUCUAUAGCUGCAUAUGAGUGCUCAGUGUGACCGCUUUGUCAUUACUUCUAAAAUGUUAGACUGAGGCAGUGUAUUUCAUCACUUUGUAAAUAAAGAUACACUUCAAAUGUCACUGUGUAUCAAUCCGUAACACGACAUUAAGAAUGCUUUGAGAAUAUAUAUGUAUUAUUUUAGAUACCAUGUCCACUUCCUAGUUGUGGAUCAUGAUACAGAUUUUUAUGAUGGCCGACAGGUGCCAACGCACAGCCAACAAUAAAAUGGGCUCCAAAAACGGAGGCAAAAAAUAAACAUAUGCAUCAGAAAAACGCUGCAAACAAAAUAAUGCAGCAUUCACUUAAGUCGAGGAAAAUACCAAUG